CUGGGUGCUGUGGGAAGUGCUGGCUCCUCGGCUGAAAGGAGGGGAGUUGCAGACAGCAUCGGGACCGCCGGAGAGGCAGAGCCACGCUCGGCAUGGGGCUCCGGCUCCCACUGCGCCGCAGUGCCAGCUUCACCCCUGACCACCCAGCCCUCAUGGAGGUGCCUGGACCCACUGCCCUGAAGGUGGAAGCAAAUGUCCUGGUGAUGGGAGCUGACAACGUAGGGAAAUCAGCUCUGACUGUGCGUUUUCUCACCCGGCGCUUUAUUGGGGAGUAUGGAGACAUGGAAUUCAUCUACAGCCACAACCUGACUGUGGAUGGCCGAGAGAUUCUCCUCCACAUCUGGGAUGUCCCUAAUUCCCAGGAGCAGACAGAGGAGAGCUCCUCAGAGGAGAAGCGAAUCCAGUGGGCAGACAGCUUUGUCCUGGUCUACAGCAUCUGCGACCGUGCCAGCUUCAACAUCCUGCCCCUCAAAAUCCAGUUCAUCAAGGCAACCAAGGAAGGGCAGAGCCAGGAGAAGGUGCCCAUUGUCAUUGUGGGCAACAAACGUGACCUGCACCACCAACGGGUGGUGUCCAGUGAGGAGGGACGGCUCCUGGCCCUCUCUUUAGACUGUGGUUUCUAUGAGGUCUCUGCAGCUGAGGCUUAUCAUGGGGCCCUCAUGGUUUUCCAUGGGCUGGCUGAGCGCAUCCCUGACACCAAACUGGCACUGAAAAAGGGUACAAGGAUUCGUGGCAUUGUCAAGACCAUGUCAGCUGUGUUUGCCCGUAAGCGAACAGACUCCCUCUGAGGUACAGCCUGGGUGUUUCUCUCUGUGCUGCCCAGCUGGACUGAUCCUCCUUCCUGGGUGCCUGUGGAGAUGGUGUGAACUUCUCUAAGUACAGUGGGUUCCUCACUGCCUUCCUAACCUUA
This is a messenger RNA of Calypte anna (Anna's hummingbird), 910 nucleotides long. Its product is annotated as ras-related and estrogen-regulated growth inhibitor-like protein. The coding region runs from base 93 to 788 and encodes 231 amino acids. Gene Ontology annotation, molecular function: GTP binding; GTPase activity. The record is from RefSeq and is a predicted model, not a curated record. The transcript has 4 exons. Lineage: Eukaryota; Metazoa; Chordata; Aves; Apodiformes; Trochilidae.